AUGAGUAAUUCAAAUGAGAAACCAAAGGGUUUAGCAAAUACAUCGAUUACAGAGAAUGAAAAUAUCAAUCUUUAUCCUAUAGAUACUAAAGAACCAACUACAUUCUGGGAAAGAUACAACCCUUCGAAAAUACCAUGUUUUAAAGACUCUCUGAUAUACGGUAUAGGUUCUGGUGUUGGUGUUACCUUUUUUACAAAUAUAUUUACUUCAAAAACUCCAAUGAAAGCAGCAGAUUUCGGUGUAUUAACAUUUCUAUUAGUAGCAGGUGCCUAUUGGCCAAUAUGUAAUUAUAAUAAACAAGUUCAAGAUAGAAAGAUAAAAAUGGUUAUGGAUGCUCAAAUAGCUGAAAUGAAUAGAAAAUCACAAGAGAAUAAAGAUCAAACUAAACAAUAA
Messenger RNA from Heterostelium album PN500, 393 nucleotides. RefSeq lists its product as uncharacterized. Gene Ontology annotation, biological process: mitochondrial respiratory chain complex IV assembly. Gene Ontology annotation, cellular component: mitochondrion; mitochondrial inner membrane. Lineage: Eukaryota; Evosea; Eumycetozoa; Acytosteliales; Acytosteliaceae. The record is from RefSeq and is a predicted model, not a curated record. The coding region runs from base 1 to 393 and encodes 130 amino acids. The transcript has 3 exons.